Molecule: messenger RNA, 1348 nt
Organism: Setaria italica (foxtail millet)
Lineage: Eukaryota; Viridiplantae; Streptophyta; Magnoliopsida; Poales; Poaceae
Exons: 2
Coding region: 36-1214 (392 amino acids)
Molecular function (GO): protein binding
Source: RefSeq, a predicted model, not a curated record
CAGUCGCAGCAAGAAAUCCACAGGCCCGCAGCGAGAUGAACCUCUGCCAUUACUUCCCCAGCUCGGGGACACCUCUUGACGACGACGACCUCCUCACCCAAGUCCUACUCUUCCUACCAUCGCCGUCGUCCCUCGGUCAUGCCUCGCUGGUCUGCAAGCGAUGGCACCAACUCAUCUCUGACCCUAGAUUCCACCGACGCUUCUGUGCUUGCCACCAGAAGCCUCCUCUCCUGGGUGUCUUCUCCACGGAUUCUAUUUGCUCCGGCAACAUAUACUUCACUCCUACACCGGAUUCGCCGGACCACACUCCCGCCGUGGCACGACUCGUAGUGUGUCUUGGUAGCGGCAGUGAAAUCCUUGGCUGCCGCCAUGGCCGUCUCCUCGCCAGCAACUGGGCCAGGCACCACUUCUGUGUGUGGGACCCCAUCACCGGUGACCAGCGUCAUGUAACCUUCCCCCAGGCAUUUGAUGGCAGGAGGAAGGUCGUGAUGAACGGGGCACUCAUCUGUGUUGCCCGCGAGCAAAGCCAUGUGCAUGGCAGUUGCUGCUCCGGCCCCUUCCAGGUGGUCUUGCUAGGCCGUACGGCCCGACGCAUUUUCGCGUGCGUCUACUCAUCGGAGACCGGCGCAUGGGGCAAUUGCACCUCCAUAUUGCGGGGGCAUUUCCGGGCUGUUUCUGCCAAUCAUUCCAGUACCCGUGUUGGUAAUUCCAUUUGCUGGUUGCUUACUGGGCAAAGCCUAGCCAUCCUUGAGUUUGACAUGCAUUUGCAGAGACUUGCUGUCAUAGAAGUCCCAUCAGAUGCACUUGACCCUGAUAACUUUAUCCAAGUCUCGAUCAUGCCAGCAGAUGGUGGCGGACUUGGCUUCCUUGUUCUAUCGUACUCGAUCAUCCAAUUAUGGAGAAGGAAGGACACAUGUGAUGGUGUUGCGGAAUGGGUACUCAGAAAUACUAUUGAGAUGAGCAGCACUCUUUCCCUGAGGCCGCAAAGUUUGGUGGAGAACCCCCCACUUAUACUGGGGUUUGCUGAAGAAGAUAAUGUUUUGUUUCUAUUUAUAGAUUUUGAUAUCUUCAUGCUCAAUAUUGGAUCCGUGAAGUUUAAAAAGUUAGCGGAGGAUAUGGGUUACCGCUUGUGCCAUCCAUUCACAAGUUUUUAUAUCCCAGGAAUGGGCAUUGGUAGUGGACAUGGUGGAGUUCAAAUCCAGCACAACGCAUAAAUCAGGUGCCUCAUAAUAAUCCGAAAAAGCAGUCCAGCAUUACUACUAUGCAUGCCUAUGCCAAUGUUGUUCUGAAUUCAACAGCUGUGAAACCUUGCUCUAUUCCUGAUACUUGGAGGAUUUGCUCCGCCCCC